GGCGUCGCUUCCGGUCCGGAGGUGGGGGAGGGGGCGGAGUCGGAGCCGGCGCCACAGCAACCGCGGAACGCGGACCCCGGCCUCCAGCCUCUGGUCGGCUCCGGUCCCGGGAUGGCGCCCAAGCCCCCCGGCUCCGUCCUCGAGCUCCGCGCCGCCGGCAACGAAAGCUUCCGCAGCGGCCAGUACGCGGAGGCCGCCGAACUCUACGGCCGGGCCCUCGACGCGCUGCAGGAGGCAGGUCCGGCCAACCCUGAAGAAGAGAGUGUCCUCUAUUCCAACCGAGCAGCUUGCCACUUGAAGGAUGGAAACUGUACUCAUUGCAUUAAAGACUGCUCUGUUGCAUUGUCUUUGGUUCCUUUUGGCAUAAAACCCUUGUUAAGGCGGGCAGCGGCUUAUGAAGCAUUGGAAAAAUACCAGCUGGCCUAUGUGGAUUACAAGACAGUGUUGCAGAUAGACUGUACUCUGCCAGCUGCACAUGAUGGAGUCAACAGGAUGACUAAAGCUCUCAUGGACACAGAUGGGCUUGAGUGGCGUCUUAAGCUGCCUCCCAUCCCCUCAGUGCCAGUUGCAGCUCAAAAGAGGUGGGAAGCAGCUCCAGGGGGUGACCAUGAGAAGGCAGCCAAAAGCAAACUCAAAGAAGCCGACACCUUAAAGAACAAAGUGCCUACUGUUGGAGACAAAGAACGAGCCCGGGCCCUAAAGGAAGAAGGCAAUGAGCUGGUGAAAAAAGGGAAACAUAAGGAGGCUGCAGAGAAGUACAGUGAGAGUCUUAUGUUCAAUAGCAUGGAAUCUGCAACCUAUACUAACAGAGCCCUCUGCUAUUUGUCACUGAAGAAAUACAAAGAGGCUGUAAAGGACUGCACCGAGGCUCUCAAAUUAGACUCAAAGAACGUCAAGGCAUUUUACAGGCGUGCCCAGGCAUUCAAAGAACUCAAGGACUAUCAAUCCAGCCUUGAAGACGUCAACAGCCUCCUGAGUAUUGAGCCAGAGAACAGCGCCGCCGCCAAGCUGAGGCAGGAAGUCAACCGGAGCUUAAAAUAAAUAAAGUCCAGGAAGGGGCAGCAAACCUGCCUGAUUUCACUCGGAGAAGCUAAGGGCCUCUUUGUCUGCUCCAGGGCUAAGAGAAAGAGAGAGCAAGUGAGCCCUUUGACUCAGGCCAAGUAAGGCCCCAGGCCCCGCACCCCAGCUUCUCUCCUUGUACCCAUCGACACUCGGCUUUCUCCUCCUUCAGAAUCUUUGCUCACUCCAGAUCAGCCCAGCUUAGGGAGCGAGGCCUCCCCUUUUUGGCUUACAAGGAUUCCUUCCUCUGUGCUACUCUUUCCUAAUGGUAAACUCAGUCUUCUUUACCCACUAAGCAUGUCCCAAUUCUAGUUCCUGGCGCCAGACAGCUCAAUCCACGUUAAAUGGGUUUCAGGCAUCAGUACACAAACCAGGCCCCUGGCCCUGCCCACCUAGUGUUGCUUGUGGCACAGUACAGAGUAUUCCCCCAGAUCUUUUGGGGCCCAGGUUAUGUGGCAGCCUCAUUGUGGAUGGAACCUUUGGCAGUCUUUGGUCACAUUUUGUAUCCCUGUUCAGCCAGCGCUUGCAUUGGACUGUUAUUCUGGGUACUGGUUUGACUAUGUGACCCCUCCUAAACCCUUGUAUCUUGUUUCAAAUUGCUUGAGUGUCUGCAUGGCAGCAGCCACAUUCCCUGCUUCCCAGGACUGGAGCCACCCAACCCUAGUUUGGAAGUUGGCUUGUUGCAUGUUUUGAGUGGGGAAGCCAUCUCGGCUCUAGUUUAGGAAGUGACAGCUUUAGGGCACCUUUCAAAGAGUCCUCCUUCCUCUGUCCCUUUUGGAGUGAUUCUGAAUGGCCUCCUGGUUUCAGUCACCCCGUAUUUAAGCCACUGCAUAAAAAGUACGUCUUCUAUUGGACUUCAGUCGUACCUUCAUUUAAAAGGGGACCAUGAGACCUUGGUUAGACACUACCUCUUGUAGUGCAGGCCAGGGUCUUGUAUAGUACCCUUGCCACAUAAUGGGCUGUUCCUUCUUUCCCUCCCCAGCAAGGAAAAGGAUUUCAGCUUGGGGGUAGAAGGUAAUUUUGCCUGGGCAUGGUAGUAUAGGCCAGGCUUGGAUGUGUCUCCUUCCAUAUUAGCACCGAUUCUGUUUGGGGACAUAAAUGAUAACUUACUCUAGCAGCUGCUGUCAAGUGUGCAUAGGCUCAAUGCAACUUCUUCCAUUAUUGGAAGAUUAACAGAACACUUAAGUGGCUACUAUGUGUCAGACACUAGGGUUAAUGAAAUUUCUUAAGAUGGGCACAUAAGUAUAUACAAAAUAAAUUCUAAGCUUGUUUGGGAAAGAGGGGCACUAGUAGUUGUGAAAUCAGAAAAGGUUUCUCACAUAUAGAAAUCACUGAGCUCAUCAUUGAAACGAGGGAUGAAGGCCCACAGAGAGUAGCUGGAGUACUGAUUGGUCAAAUAAGGAAACAUCAAUUUUUAUUCACUUAAGUGAUCAGACUAGGUUUAGGGUAUUUGAGGAACAGUGAGCAUAUAAAUUACUUUGGUAGCCCCAGCUCUGUCUCAAUCCUAUAGCUCAUGAAGGUCAAGCUAAUCUUUUUUGGGGGAGAGGGAAAUGCCACAGCUCUACAUUACUUGACAAGCACACAGAACCUUUCCUGAUAUCAAUAAUGCCCAACCUCUCUAAAUGACAUGUUUAUGAAUGGGACCAUGGUCAAGACAGAUUAUUACAAGAGAGAAGCCACAAAAUUAAGUAGUAGGGGAAGAGAGCAUGAGCACAGGUAAUCUUACAGCAGCAUAGGUUCUGAAUUCCAGAAACAAAUUCUCUUUAUUCUCAUGUAUCCUAUAUCCGUGUUGGUGAUUUUUAUCAUCUUGGGUUCUGAGAACGAAGGUGCCCUUCUGUUUCCCAGGAUUCCCUUCUAUCCCUAGGCUUUACUUAGGUGUGCUCAUAUUCAUGCUCAGCUUGUACACAAAUAGCCCCAAGAUGAUUCAAGAGUCUGUGAAACUCUUUAAUGCACACAAAAAAGCAAAGGAUGCUUGACCAGCUUGUUGACUGGCUUGCUCUGUCCACUUAACAUAUUGUGCAGGUACACAGACAAGUAAAUAAGUUAUAGUUCAGAGUAUCUCAGAGAACUGGAAAGGCUGGGGUCUUUUCAGAACCAUGAGAUUUCAGAGUUUUCUGGGAAGAAAAAGUGUGUACAGGGUGAUGAUAAAUACAAAAUACUCUGGGAUCCAGUAAAGUUCCAGCUAUUGGAAAUCAUUUCUUGAGCAAAAAGUAGAGUCUCCCAAGAAAAGAAAGAUUAGGUAUAAACUUUCAAAGUACUGUGGGGCUGUGCUUAUCUGAGGGACAUAGGGGAUGAAGUAGCCAAGACUCAGAGCCCAAAACUUAUGGGCAGGAAAAAAACCCACAACCUAUAUGAAAAUACAUGAUCCAAGUCAGAUAAUUCACUUUCCUCCAAAGGUGGGUUCUACAGAAACAAGACCAGAAAGGCUUUCAAUAAAUACCUAAGUGAUAGAGCCAGUCCUUUGGCCCUCAGAGGCUAAUUCAGCAAAAUGGGGUCUGGUAUAUUAUUCCAAGCUGGAAAGUACUCGGGACAGGCUCAGAGACAAGACUUGUCUUUGAAGGACCAACCUGGUUACAAACAGACCCUUCACCAGAGGAUACACAUGUGAAAUCUAACGGCCAUAGUGGUCAAUUGUGAGUCAGUUUGAGAGUAAGGUCAUAUAACUCGCAGUACUAACAAAGCUACAGGGAUGGACAAACUGUACACCCCUCCUAGACCCACACAUUCUGGGUUCCAUCUCUGGCCACUGUAUGUUUCGGCCUAGACUCACAGGACCUCAGUGUACAUAUGUCUUGGGCAGCUCCAUGACUUCUUGUGCUUGGAGUGCAGCUACUGCUUCUUCAAUCUAAAGGGAAAUUUGAGGGAGAGGAAAUUUAAGAUUACUGAGGCUUGGCCCACCCCAACCCUUUAUUAGCAAAGAUGCUGCUACCCUCAUCCUGCCUUUGGCUAACCCCUAAGGACAGUUUUCCAUAGCAUGUUUUAAUGAUAUACUUUAGGCUAAUCCCUAAGGACAGGUUUCCAUGGCAUGUUUUGAUUAUAUACUUUAGGCAUCUGGUGGUGGUACAUAGAGCAUUGGGCCUGGAAUCAGACCUGGAUCUAAAUUCAGACUCAGAUACUAGCUAUGGGGCCCCAGGGGAAUUAGUUUACUCAACUGCAAAAUGGGAUAACAGCACCCAAUCCACAGAAUUGUUUUUGUGAGAACAUAAAUUUGUAAAAUGCUCAGCACAGUGCCUAGCACAUAGUAGAUGCUAUAUGUUUAUCCCAAUCCCUAUUCCAAAGAGGCUUGAGUGCUAACCUGGGGGCCCCUAAAAUCCUUGAGCAAGACUCCUUCCCAGUAGCACAGGCAUCACUUUGAGCACAACAUACUGGUUCACACACAAGAUGGUCAUGGGCACUCAGAAACCCAAAUACCAACCUUGGAAUGGAGCGAUUCUGGAGAUUCCAGCAUCAGCAGCAGCUCUGAGUUGUCAAUCUCCAGCAGCAUGCCAGUGAUCUUGCCAGCCAGCUGAGCGUGUACCCCAUAAAUGAGUGGAUAGAGUCUGUCACCUGCUCAAAACAGCAGGGGGAAUAAUACAUAGACCUGGACUGGCUGAUAUCCUAAUGCAAGUUACAGAACCCCUGCUCAAAACAACAGGGGGAAUAAUACAUAGACCUGGACUGGCUGAUAUCCCAAUGCAAGUUACACAACCAUCAGCCCCGUCCCCCUUUGUGUAAAAUGGGAACAGUAGUACUAUCUCAAAAAAUACUAUGUAAAAUAGUACAUAAGAAUCAGCUGUUAUUCCCUUCCCCAAUCCCACAGUCUUUUUUAUGAAGCCAGGUUAGAACUGAAGCUUGUGACCUUCACCUGAGAAGGAUUGGGUUGGGGGGGGGGGGGAUGGGGAGAGAAGUACUCUUUGGAACCUUCAGCACAACAGUGUCUAAAUUAGUUACUGGGGACUUCCAGCAUCAUCUGUGUGCAUCCGAGAAGGCAAUCUAAGAUGGAAGAAAUUAACUUGACCUAAACAAGGUACUGACUGAAAAAAUUGCAAACAUAACUAAGGCAUCAACUCAAUCUCUUUUAGACAUUUAAACUCAAUUUAAAACAGCCACUGCAAUAAGGAAGCUAAGUGUUCAGAAACUUUAGUCUGAAGACACUUGAUUUUCAAACACAGCUAUAGGACAUGGGAUUAGACUGCAAACUUUUUUGAAAAACAUUAAGAGAGGAAGCUAGCAGGUGAAUAGAAGCAUUAGAAAAUAAGCAAAAGUGAAAAAUAGGUUUACAGAAAGCUUGGCUUGUCCUAGCCCAGGCAAUCAACAAACUGGGUAAAACAAGUGGAUGUGAAACAUCUGCCAAUGAUUACCAAUAUUCGAAAUUGACAAAAAUUGAAGCACAACUUUUAGACUUUACACCUUAGGACCUGAAGGAGCAACUAAAAGCUGGAAGGAAUGUAGAAUUUCACCUGAGAGAUUAAAAGUUUAGAUGCCAAUUGGUUUGAGUCAGCUUCAGAGGAAAAGAUUUCCUAGAGUGUAGAUCAUAGAAUUCUGU
This is a messenger RNA of Sarcophilus harrisii (Tasmanian devil), 5584 nucleotides long. RefSeq names its product translocase of outer mitochondrial membrane 34 (gene TOMM34). Bases 112 to 1041 code for a protein of 309 amino acids. The transcript has 7 exons. Gene Ontology annotation, molecular function: heat shock protein binding. Gene Ontology annotation, cellular component: cytosol; mitochondrion. The record is from RefSeq and is a predicted model, not a curated record. NCBI's taxonomy places the organism in Eukaryota, Metazoa, Chordata, Mammalia, Dasyuromorphia, Dasyuridae.